Messenger RNA from Rhodofomes roseus, 1099 nucleotides. RefSeq lists its product as uncharacterized. The coding region runs from base 206 to 910 and encodes 234 amino acids. The record is from RefSeq and is a predicted model, not a curated record. The transcript is spliced from 3 exons. NCBI's taxonomy places the organism in Eukaryota, Fungi, Basidiomycota, Agaricomycetes, Polyporales, Fomitopsidaceae.
ACUUAGAUCGUUGUGAUACAUGAGCGUCUUGAACAGGAUGCCGAGGGACCGUCUCCGUUGUCGUUUACACCGUAGUUGACGGUCGGUAUCAUUCAGUUUGAAUUCUAGAUUGGCUCUGUAGAUCCGACACUACCCCAAGGUCCGCCUCGGUCACCAGAUUGCUACUUAUGAACGAAGAUGCUCGUGUCAUCCACAGACAAAUCUAAUGCCCAUGCAGCACCUCCGUUUCUGGCGGACAAAUCGCUCCCGCCGAACACCCAUUGCGUUGGCCGCUCUAUUCCUCCGAAGCCGCAUUCCGUCGGACAUCAAUCUCGCGAGCGAUCUUCUCGAACUCGCCGAACUCGCCGACAAGCUUCCACAGCUUCCACUGUUCGGCACCAUGGGGCUCGAGGCGGCGGACCUGGCCCCGAUCAACGCGGUCAUGGCCCCGACCACCGCGGCCGUGCUGCAGUUGCGCGGAAUACGAGAAGCGGCGGAGGAGAUGGAGAUGAGGAGAGAGGCGCGAGAGAGGGGUCGUAAGUAUGGGCUGCCGGAUCUGCUGACAGGCGGAAGCGUGCGGCGGUGGUUUUUAAGCGGAUACAAGUACGAAAAGUGGACUUGGACGGCGUCGAGGAGAACGGUGCAGUCCAUUCAGAAGGCGGUCAUGCAAGCCCAGCGUCCGUAUGCGCCAUUGCUCACCCUUCGCAUCUGUUCUCGACUGAAGUUUCAUUUAAUAUACAUGCCGCAGAAAGCCAGUCAAGUGUUCCAUAUGGGGUGGUUGCUUCAAAAGACAUUGGGCCUACACCUCGGGGUUUGUUGGCGGAUACUCAACAUGGCCGAAUACUGGGUGCAAUUUGCAAAUGAAGCUCACAUGUCCUCCUCGUCGUCUAAAACAAGAUUCUAUCGCCGAGCGGAUGCCAAUCAUUACUAGGACCAUAAUAGUGGAUAUGCCAAGGGAGGCGGGAAGCUUCAAACGGCUGCGCUGAGUAAGGCUCGCCGUAGGUGGUCAUAACAUGGUGACGCAUCCACAUCUUGAGGAUUCGCAUGAGUGGCCCUACACAAGCCUUACACACUCAGAGUAGACGGCGAUCUGCCCUAAAAACACGUUGUCUACGAGCUC